Sebastes umbrosus (honeycomb rockfish) is the source of this 4273-nucleotide messenger RNA. RefSeq names its product regulation of nuclear pre-mRNA domain containing 1B (gene rprd1b). The coding region runs from base 616 to 1602 and encodes 328 amino acids. Lineage: Eukaryota; Metazoa; Chordata; Actinopteri; Perciformes; Sebastidae. Gene Ontology annotation, molecular function: RNA polymerase II complex binding. Gene Ontology annotation, biological process: mRNA 3'-end processing. The record is from RefSeq and is a predicted model, not a curated record. Gene Ontology annotation, cellular component: RNA polymerase II, holoenzyme. The transcript has 7 exons.
CUCUGCCUACGUCACUACUGUGCGACGCACAUGUCGAGGUGAAAGUGCGUGCUGCCAUUUUUUCGACGGAAUCUUCCUGAUCAGAACAGAAACAACCUGAGAGCCUCUCCGUCUCUCUGCAGCGGGCUAGCUUCAUCUGCACGGGUAUUACAGCAGCUCGGUGCACAUUAACCCGGGUUAGAGCACGUUAACCCGGGUUAGAGCACAUUAACCCGGGUUAGAGCUCCGGGUAGCUCGGCUAGCUAGCGUUAGCUGCGGCUGUAAACAAACAGCAGACUGAGAGAGGAGAGCAGCUCAGAGGAGCUCACUCAGCUCACUCACAUCACUCACAUCACUCACAUCACUCACAUCAGCUCGGCUCAGUCUGAUGUGGAGGAGAGUUCAGGUGGAGACCGAGCUAACGGACCGGGAGAGAGAUCACGGUAGAACCGGGAGGAGAGCUGAGCUGGAGGCGGGAGAAGGGUUCUGAUGCUGCAGGUAGAGAGGACUCUACUCCAGCUUUGAUGACACUGAGAGUUUCUCUAAACUAGGUGUCGGAGCUCAGAGGCUUUAGAGCAGGUCGGGUUAGGAGGGUCACCGGGGAACACACACCGAGCACCGGCACCGAGCACCGGCAUGUCGUCCUUCUCUGAGUCGGCUCUGGAGAAGAAGCUGACGGAGCUGAGCAGCUCUCAGCAGAGCGUCCAGACUCUGUCUCUGUGGAUCAUCCACCACCGCAAACACUCCGGACUCAUCGUCCGAGUCUGGCACCGAGAGCUCAAGAGAGCUAAAAGCUCCAGGAAGCUGACGUUCCUGUAUCUGGCCAACGAUGUCAUCCAGAACAGCAAGAAGAAAGGACCGGAGUUCACCAAAGACUACGAGACCGUCCUCGUCGACGCCUGCUCCCACGUUGCCAGAGAAGCAGAUGAGGGCUGUAAAAAGCACAUGGAGAGACUGCUGAACAUCUGGAAAGAGAGAGCCCUCUACAGAGCGGACUUCAUUCAGCAGCUCAAACUGGCCAUAGAAGACUCUAACAGCCCCCGGCCUUCAGAAGAGAAGAAGGCCGUGAAACGAAGCUAUCAGAAGAUCCAGGAGGAAGAAGAUGAUGAAGAUGAUGACUACAGAAGCCACGGCUCUCCUCACAACGCAGACAUCUCAGCAACGCAGCUAACAGAGGAGCUGGUGAAAGCCCUACAGGACUUGGAGAACGCUGCAUCGGGUGACGCAGCAGUUCGUCAGAAGAUCGCCUCGCUGCCGCAGGAAGUCCAGGACGUUUCCUUGCUGGAGAAAAUUGGCGACAAGGAGGCAGCAGACAAGCUGUCGAAGACGGUGGACGAAGCGUGUUUGCUGCUGGCGGAGUACAACGGCCGACUGGCUGCAGAGCUGGAGGACCGGAGGCAGCUGGCUCGCAUGCUGACUGAAUACAUCAACAGCCAGAGGGAUGCGCUCAUGGAGAGAGAGAAGAAACUAGAGGAGUAUAAGCAGAAACUGGCGAGGGUGACCCAAGUUAGGAAAGAGCUGAAGUCCCACAUCCAGAGUCUCCCUGACCUGUCCCUCCUGCCCAACGUGACCGGGGGUCUGGCCCCGCUCCCCUCGGCUGGAGACCUCUUCUCCACCGACUGAGAGGUCUCGGCCCAGUCAGACUACCGCCGUGCCCCUCCCUACCCGAAACCCACAACAGUUCCAGCUGUGUCAUCAGUCAGAGGACACGUGGUCAAACCUCUCCCAAGGCAGCAAGCUCACCUGCUAAAUCCAAACCUGUAGGACGAGAGUGAGGACGGGACAUUAGAAGGUUUGGUGAAAUCAAAACGCUCUGCAGAGGAGAACAGAGAUUCUGUCGGCCUGGAGUUUUCCAGCACUUGCUGGAUCGACAAGGAUUCCACUCCACCAGCUUAGAACCAGUUUGUUUCCUGUUUGUUUUUACUUUAUUUUUUAGGAGGGGCGGGGUAAAGAAGCAAAAGCUUAGACAGACAUGAAUGUUGGCUGUCAGGACGUGUCAAUCAAAGUGUCUUUCUGCGUGGUAUAUUGUGGAUUCAAUGAGAGAAAGGUGGGCCGUUUGCUUUCAUAAUUCUCAGAGGUUGUGACUACACUGUGAAGACGAUGUACCAUUCGUUAGUUUUAUUUUUUCGGGUUUUCAGUUGGUGGCUUUUUAUCAGCCCGUUAGGUGGUCUUGAUGUGUGUGUAAGAUUAGAGAAGUUAUCAGAUUGGGUUCAGUGUACAUUGCUUUUCGGUUACUUCAUGAACGCACAUGGUUAACGGCCGCUAGUCAGCACACUCAUUUCAGUAACACUUCAUAGAGACGGUGAUCAUAUAGGUUUUGUCCUCAUAGUUAAAAUCAAUAGUUACGCUCUGUUUUUUUGUAUUCUCAUUCAUCAAAACUUUGCGAUUCAGAGUUCCCAUUUGUUUUCACGCAUUAAUUUGGACAGAUGCUUGAAAUAUGGUAAUAAGUGUGUAAUAGACGAGGUUUGAGUUUUACAAAUAAACCCUUGAAGUUUGAGGAACAAUUCAAACGUGAAUGUUUGCUUUCCAAUAAUCUACCUGGUCUUUAAUUAAAUAAGCCAUUAAAACUCAAAAAUACAAAAUACUUCUCAGAUGUGAAAAACUAAAGUAUUAAAGAUCGUUAAGUAUAAGUGUGUGUAGAGCUGAGCAAUAAAGAAAUAUCAAGAUAAGUAGAUAAAAUGAAGACCGUUUAUAUGUAUAUCAUAGGGCUGCACGAUUAUGGCCAAAAUGAUAAUCACAAUUAUUUUGAUUAAUAUUGAGAUCACGAUUAUUCAUUGAUUUUAGCGACAACAUAUUUUAUUGCACUUUCACAUUAAAAUAAACAGAGCACUGCUUUCACUUCAAUGCUGUGCUUCAUCCCUGUUAAUGUACAUUUAGGGCUGCACGAUGCUGGAAAAAAACUAUACUGAACUAUAUUGCAAUAUUGAAAAAAUACAGGAAUAUUCACCCCGUUGUUAGCUACAUUUUAAAGAUAAAUGCUUCAAUCUGGUGCACUUUGAGAGCAAAAUUAGCAACAAUAAGAGCUAGAUAAACUAUUUUAUGCUCUUGAUUUCAUCACAUUGGUUGUAUAGCUAAUAUCAAUAACCAAAAGUGACGUCUAAACAUCUGGAUCACCGGCUGGAUGUUAGUUUAGGAAUCGUUUGAUUUGAUAUGCAGCAGAGUUUUCUAUGAGCAGAACGAGCAUUUUAAACGUCAAUAUCUCAGGAGAUCAUGUUCAUUUAAUUUCGGGAAGCCAAAAUUGUGAUCGCGAUUAAUGAAUUAAUUAAUUUGAUUAAUUGUGCAGCCCUAAAUAUAUCACAUGUGUUUUGGUUUAAAAACAAACAAAACAUUGAAUGUAAAAUGAAAUGGACUGGAACUGUCAUUUCCAGCUAAAUUCUCUUAAGUAUUUAAGAAAAUUGUGCUUAAGGAUUCACAAUAAUGAUUCAAAUGAUGAAUAAUAAUUUAUACAUAUUGCUCAGUCCUAUGUAGAUGUUCAGUGAUGAAAUAUUUUACUAAAAAGUAACAGCAACAAAUUAAGGUUGAGUUAAAAUCCCCAAAUUGUUUUUGGUCCAGUAGUUUAUGAUUUCCUGACCAGCAUGUAUUAUUUGUUUAACUCAUAUUUGAUUUUCCGUCUGCAUACAGGAAAAAAUGAAUUUGGGAAGUUAUUAAACCUUUUUUAUAAAGUUUUAUAAAAACGACUGUUUUUGUUAAAGCUUUCAGUAGUCGAUCACGGCUCCUGCUGCUGGUGAGACGGACGCUUUUUUAAAGUUGAAGAAGAGUUGCAGUCACUUACCUGCUGAUGCAACGAGCUCGGGCGAGAAAUGCUGCUGCAAAUCCUUUUCAGUGACUCUCAGAUUGAUUGGUGUCUCCUGGCAGGCUGGAACACAACAUGUUUCAAACAGCAGGUAAGAAAUCACAGCAGCUUCAGCAGUGUUUGUUAAACUAAAGGAUGGAAUCAUUACAAUCACUGGUGUGCGGUCACAAAACAGAUAUUUGGGACUGUUGGUACAUUAAAAUUACAGACUGGAGGGAUUUUUACCCGUUAUGUGCUUCAGUUUUGAUUAAAAUAUAAUUCAAUGAUGAAAGAUAAAAACAAAGUGUCCACUGUAUGCCAGGAAGGAUUUCAGCAGCAUUUUGACCCGGGUGUGCUUCACUGUAGAUAUUAGUUAGAUCUUUUCUUACCUACUUGCAGUGUGGUAUGCGUUUCUCUCUGCAGAAUCAUACUGUACUACCAAGACUCGUCCAAUAGGGGAGGUGCUUUUCUGUUAUGGAAGUGAUUCAGUGAAUGACAAUAAACUGAAGCCAUGUAAACGAA